AUGCUGCAUUAUAGAUUUAAGAUCCACAGACGAGUACUUGUUCAAAGAUGGAUACCGAUUUUUUUAAUUCUUUUAGGGCUCUGUUUCACCAUUCGUUAUCUUAAUACAGGGUCUUACGACAUAGAAAGGCUGAAAGGGUACGAAUUUGAAGAUAGGUUUUCGAAAAAAGCGUUGAAACUGGCCCCGAUGUCAGAAAGAGAAAUAAACUCAGACACAGACGCGGUGUUUGUUAGUGGGUGUAGAGACCCCAAGGUGGAAGCGAAGAACGCCCGCAUGAAUGCCGCAUUUGUUGUCUUGGCAAGAAAUUCAGAAGUGGACGGAGUGGUCUCGUCGAUGAAGUCGCUGGAACGGCAUUUUAAUCAAUGGUUCAACUACCCUUGGAUUUUCCUUAAUAAUGAACGAUUCUCUCAUGAGUUUAAAAAGAGAGUUUCGGAAGUGAGCAGUGGUCCAGUCAGAUUUGGCGUGGUGACUCCACCCAAGUGGAACUUCAAAGAGCAGAAGAGCGACCCUGUUUACUUCAAAGAGGCUGUGGAGUCCCAGGGCGAUAGAUGUAUCAUGUAUGGAAACACAGCAAGCUAUCACAACAUGUGUCGGUUUUAUUCCGGCUUUUUUUUCAAUCAUCCACUGGUCAAAAAACUCGACUACUACUGGCGUGUGGAGCCAGAUGUGGACUUCUAUUGCGAUCUGACAUACGAUCCAUUUUUGGAAAUGAGCAAAAACAACAAACAAUACGGUUUCACGAUCGCCAUCAAGGAGCUGGUGAAUACCGUGCCCAACUUGUUCCGGUAUACCAAAGCGUUCAUUCGGGAGUAUGAUAUCCAGCUUCCGGAUGCUUGGUCGUUUGUUGCUGAGCGUCACAAUGUGUUUCAUGGCCAAAAUAGCAAACAUUAUGCUAGUGUCACCAAUCGGAAAGAGUUUUGGAAGAAGCUGGAAGAACGUGUGCCGAUGUACGAGGCGCUGAAGCUAUCACACAAGAACCUGGACUUAAUUGAUCAGCACUCGCUGGACAAAUUGGUCGAUCAUAGUAAUAAACGAGGGUUGCUGGCAGCCGCUAAGAACCAAUUUGACGGGUCGCGCUAUAAUUUAUGUCAUUUUUGGUCCAACUUUGAGAUUGCGCGUACGGAUCUGUUCACCAGCGAGCAGUAUCGACAAUAUUUUGACUUCCUGGAGUCGUCGCAAGGGUUUUUCGUUGAGAGGUGGGGAGAUGCACCGAUCCAUUCGUUGGCUGCCGGAAUGUUUUUGAAUCUUUCAAACAUACAUUAUUUCCGCGAUAUCGGCUACAAGCACUCCACUUUGGGCCAUUGUCCAAAAAAUUCGCCGAAUCAGUUGCCGUACGAGGAAGGUGAGCGGUACAAAAAGGUGUAUCACAGUCUUGACGAGGAGUAUUGGGCGAAAGCGGAUGCUCCAGCCAUCAACGGGGCUGGCCACGGGUGUCGAUGCCGAUGCCCCUCCGACCACGAGGAGAUUGAAAACUCUGGCGGGUCUUGCAUUGCACAAUGGGCCAAGCUUACAGACGACGAGCGGAUGAAAAAGGGCUCUGUUCUGGAAAAUGACAUAAUUCUAGAUCUGGAUGCAAUCGAGAAGCGGGCUGUGCAGUUUUAUGAGGAGCAUUUGGCUGCGCACAAAGGAGAUGGUAGCAAAUGGAAGCUAACAGCAGCAAACAUCAAGGAGCUCGAAAAGCUACAGAUAAAGGGUGGUGUUCGUGAUUCCUAA
This is a messenger RNA of Ogataea philodendri, 1713 nucleotides long. RefSeq lists its product as uncharacterized. The record is from RefSeq and is a predicted model, not a curated record. Bases 1 to 1713 code for a protein of 570 amino acids. The transcript has a single exon. Gene Ontology annotation, biological process: protein N-linked glycosylation; cell wall mannoprotein biosynthetic process. Lineage: Eukaryota; Fungi; Ascomycota; Pichiomycetes; Pichiales; Pichiaceae. Gene Ontology annotation, cellular component: Golgi apparatus; membrane. Gene Ontology annotation, molecular function: alpha-1,2-mannosyltransferase activity.